This is a messenger RNA of Oldenlandia corymbosa var. corymbosa, 606 nucleotides long. The record is from the annotation of a GenBank genome assembly. Lineage: Eukaryota; Viridiplantae; Streptophyta; Magnoliopsida; Gentianales; Rubiaceae.
AUGCACGAAAAUGAUGAUCUAGAAAUUCAGAGGACUGACCUAGCGAAUGUCGCGCUUAUACUCAAGUGCCUUGGAGUUAAGGACUUGUCAAACUUUGAUUUCAUGGAUCCACCAUCCAAUGAAAACUUGUUGGAAGCCCUGAAACUGUUGAAUGCUCUAGGUAUACUGGAAAAUGAUCAUACAGCUGGAAAGAGAUUUCACAUGGGGAAUGUAGGAGACCAUAUUGGCUUGCUGAAUGUGUAUGAUUCCUGGAAGGAAACCAACUUUUUUGUGCAGUGGUGCGACGAGAAUUACAUCUAUGCGAAAAGCAUGAAACGAACAAGGUAUAUGAGAGAUCAGUUGGAAGAUUUGUUGAAAAUUGCUGAAAUUGAAGUAACAUCAAACAAGAAUGAUUUGGAAGCUGUAAAAAAAGGCCAUAAUAUCAGUUCAUACCCUUCUUGGAGCUCAAGUUUAGGUAAGGUGCUUCCGAGAUGGGUUGUUUACCAUGAGCUUGUUCUUAGGGAUUCCAAGAAAUACAUGAUGCAAGUAACUGAGUUAAAACCAGAAUGGUUGGUAGACGUAGCUCCUCACUAUUAUAGCAUGAAGAUGUUGAAGAAUGAAGGUUAA